AAUAAAGAAAAUAUGUCAAAUUUUUUGCGAAAAUUAAAUUAUCGAAUUCAAAACAAAUAUCCAAUAGCGCGUCGAUCAGUUAAUUCAAUUUAUUCAAUAAGAAUUGGGAAUAAGCUCUCCAUUUGGUUGGUACCAUUCAAUCGAAUCCAACUCAAUUGUUUCUUUAUUCAAACAAUGAAUUUUCAAAUUCAAUCAAUCUAUUUUAUUUUUAGAAUUUCAAGUGGAUGAAUAGGAAUGUUGAGAAGGUCUUUCAUUUAUCUAUCAUUAUAGAUAAUCCCAUCUCUAUUAUCCAUUCUAUGGAAUUCGAACCUGAACUCUAUUUACAUUACGAUUCAUUAUUUCUAUCCCAUUGGAUUUCUUUUUUAUUUCAGCAUAUCGAUUUACGCCGAGCCUUUUUUUCAUUUUUUCUUUUUUUAUACCUAUAUCACGAAUUCUGUACAUUUUCACAUCUAGGAUUUACAUAUACAACAUAUAGCGCUGUCAAGGGGAAUUUCUUAUUAGUUAGUUAUUUUGAUUCCAAAGGGGUAAAAAAGAAAAUUUGGGUUGCGCUAUAUAUAUGAAAGAGUAUACAAUAAUGAUGUAUUUGGCAAAUCGCAUGAUCUGGUCUAAUAAUAAUAAUCAAACAUUCUGAUUAGUUGAUAAUAUUAGUAUUAGUUGGGAAUUUUGUGAAAGAUUCUUGUGAAAAGUUUAAUUAACAGCUAAUUCGUGUCGAGUAGACCUUGUUGUUGUGAGAAUUCUUAAUUCAUGAGUUGUAGGGAGGGAUUUAUGUCACCACAAACAGAGACUAAAGCAAGUGUUGGAUUCAAAGCUGGUGUUAAAGAGUACAAAUUGACUUAUUAUACUCCUGAAUACGAAACCAAAGAUACUGAUAUCUUGGCAGCAUUCCGAGUAACUCCUCAACCGGGAGUUCCACCUGAAGAAGCGGGGGCCGCGGUAGCUGCCGAAUCUUCUACUGGUACAUGGACAGCUGUGUGGACCGAUGGGCUUACCAGCCUUGAUCGUUACAAAGGGCGAUGCUAUCACAUCGAGCCAGUUCCUGGGGAAGAAAAUCAAUAUAUUGCUUAUGUAGCUUACCCCUUAGACCUUUUUGAAGAAGGUUCUGUUACUAACAUGUUUACUUCCAUUGUAGGUAAUGUAUUUGGGUUCAAAGCCCUGCGCGCUCUACGUCUGGAAGAUUUGCGAGUCCCACCUGCUUAUAUUAAAACCUUCCAAGGGCCGCCUCAUGGCAUCCAAGUUGAGAGAGAUAAAUUGAACAAGUAUGGUCGUCCCCUGUUGGGAUGUACUAUUAAACCUAAAUUAGGUUUAUCUGCUAAAAACUAUGGUAGAGCUGUUUAUGAAUGUCUUCGCGGGGGACUUGAUUUUACCAAAGACGAUGAAAACGUGAACUCCCAACCAUUUAUGCGUUGGAGAGAUCGUUUCUGCUUUUGUGCUGAAGCGCUUUUUAAAGCACAGGCUGAAACAGGUGAAAUCAAAGGGCAUUACUUGAAUGCUACUGCAGGUACAUGCGAAGAAAUGAUCAAAAGAGCUGUAUUUGCUAGAGAAUUAGGAGUUCCUAUCGUAAUGCAUGAUUACUUAACAGGGGGAUUCACUGCAAAUACUAGCUUGGCCCAUUAUUGCCGAGAUAAUGGCCUACUUCUUCACAUCCACCGCGCAAUGCAUGCGGUUAUUGAUAGACAGAAGAAUCAUGGUAUGCACUUCCGCGUACUAGCUAAAGGGUUACGUAUGUCUGGUGGAGAUCAUAUUCACGCCGGUACCGUAGUAGGUAAACUUGAAGGGGAAAGAGAUAUCACUUUGGGCUUUGUUGAUUUACUGCGUGAUGAUUUUAUUAUGGAUAAAAAGACCGGAAGCCGGCGUUCACAUUUUAAAGUUGUGUCAACUCAAAGAUUGGUUCUCUUCCAUCCCCCACGUGUUAUACCCGGCUUCAAGAAAGGGUAA
Messenger RNA from Coffea eugenioides, 1935 nucleotides. RefSeq names its product ribulose bisphosphate carboxylase large chain. The record is from RefSeq and is a predicted model, not a curated record. Gene Ontology annotation, biological process: carbon fixation. The coding region runs from base 745 to 1935 and encodes 396 amino acids. Gene Ontology annotation, molecular function: magnesium ion binding; ribulose-bisphosphate carboxylase activity. The transcript has a single exon. Lineage: Eukaryota; Viridiplantae; Streptophyta; Magnoliopsida; Gentianales; Rubiaceae.